This is a messenger RNA of Myotis lucifugus (little brown bat), 4904 nucleotides long. RefSeq names its product ankyrin repeat and SOCS box containing 7 (gene ASB7). The transcript is spliced from 6 exons. Gene Ontology annotation, biological process: intracellular signal transduction. The record is from RefSeq and is a predicted model, not a curated record. The coding region runs from base 754 to 1710 and encodes 318 amino acids. Lineage: Eukaryota; Metazoa; Chordata; Mammalia; Chiroptera; Vespertilionidae. Gene Ontology annotation, molecular function: protein binding.
GAUUGGCUGCUGAAGGCUUGGUCCCAUCCCAGUGACCCCAAAGUGCUGGAGGGAGGGGGCGGGGGUGGCCCAGUGCAAAGUGCAUCCUGAAAGCCCCCCGCCUGGUGCCCCCGCGGCUGGUACCGAGGACCCUACCCAAGCCGAGACCUCGCUGCCCCGACAGCUCCCGUGUCCUCGCCUCGGAGCUGGGAGCCUCCGGCCCGGACCGCGGCAGCCCCUCUGCUCGGAGCCUUCAGACCGGGACCCCCCCCCCCCUUCCCGCCCGUCCCCGAGCCGGGACUUCCUCCCUGCACCCCUGCCCCGAGGCUGCCCCGCGGCCGGGACCGCCGCCUAGCGUCUGUGGAUGCUCGCCGGGCUGGGGCCGGGAGGCUCGGAGGAGGCUCCGGAACCCCCGUGUCCGGCCCUGCCCGAGGCAUUUCUUCAAUGGAGAAGUUGGUGAGUGUGGAGGAGGCUGAGAGGAGGAAGCGCCGCAGCAGCUGAGGAGACAGGUUUGGUGUUUGGCUCCCGGAGCCUGGAAAGCAAGAGAGGCCUGCCCACCCACCUGGGAAGUAGCCGAGAGCUUCUAGCUGUAGCAUCCUCCGUUGCAGGUAAAGGAAGCUGAUCCGUCAUCCGGACGCUCUCUGAGACCCGCCCCACGAUGCUGUAUGUGCACAAUGCUUACUAGGCGGCCCCCUCCCAGGAGAAGGGACUUUCUUCCGGAAGGCUGACCCCUGUGACCUAAUGCAUCCUUUGUAAGCAGUGGACUCCGCUAGGAUGUUACACCACCACUGUCGGAGGAACCCUGAGCUCCAGGAAGAGUUGCAGAUCCAGGCCGCGGUGGCCGCCGGGGAUGUCCACACCGUCCGGAAGAUGCUAGAACAAGGCUAUUCGCCGAAUGGCCGGGAUGCGAAUGGCUGGACCCUGCUCCACUUCUCAGCAGCCAGAGGGAAGGAAAGAUGCGUCCGAGUCUUUCUAGAACACGGAGCUGACCCCACGGUCAAGGACUUAAUCGGCGGCUUCACGGCGCUGCACUACGCCGCCAUGCACGGCCGGGCCCGCAUCGCGCGCCUGAUGCUGGAGUCCGAGUACCGGAGCGACAUCAUCAACGCCAAGAGCAACGACGGCUGGACUCCCCUGCACGUGGCUGCCCACUACGGCCGGGACUCGUUCGUCCGCCUCCUGCUAGAGUUCAAGGCCGAGGUGGACCCGCUCAGUGACAAGGGCACGACGCCGCUGCAGCUGGCCAUCAUCCGGGAGCGCUCGAGCUGCGUGAAGAUCCUGCUGGACCACAGCGCCAACAUCGACAUCCAGAACGGCUUCCUGCUGCGCUACGCCGUCAUCAAGAGCAACCACUCGUACUGCCGCAUGUUCCUGCAGCGCGGGGCCGACACGAACCUGGGCCGCCUGGAGGACGGCCAGACGCCCCUGCACCUGUCCGCCCUCCGCGACGACGUGCUCUGCGCGCGGAUGUUGUACAGUUACGGGGCGGACACGAACACGAGGAACUACGAAGGGCAGACCCCGCUGGCGGUUUCGCUCAGCAUUUCCGGCAGCGGGCGGCCGUGUUUGGAUUUCUUGCAGGAAGUCACACGGCAGCCCCGAAACUUGCAGGACCUGUGCCGAAUUAAAAUCCGACAGUGUAUAGGCCUUCAGAACCUAAAGCUACUUGACGACCUCCCCAUUGCCAAGGUCAUAAAAGACUACUUAAAACACAAAUUCGACGGCAUCUGACAGACACAGGCCCCCGGGCGCGGGGCCGGGCGCUCUGUCCCAGAUACCCCUAAGGCCGUUCGCCUUGCACAAAGUAUAUCCUAUGCAAUUUCUGAUCCGCCGAGAAGUCAGAAAGCAGGUGUACACUUUUAGAUGUUUAUUCUUUCUGUUUGUUUUUAUUUUUUAUUUUUUCGUUCGUUUGUUCAGUUGGUUUUCGUUGUACGGGAGGGGUUGUUGGUUUUUUAUAUAUAUAUAUCUAUCUAUAAACACACCACAUGCUUGACGGUCUUAAUUUGGUUUCUUGGUCCAGGUUUGAGAGGUCCAAGCUUUCUCCCCGAUGCCGCACUCACAACAGCUUGUGGGGUGGUGGUUGUUCUCCCCCCACCCCCCACCCCCUCCCCCACCCCCAAAUGUCGCGAGCAGGCUUGGAGCGGAGAAUCCGCCCUUUGCCAAUGUUAUGGGUUCAUGGGCUUGUGCAUGUUACCAACCAACAGAGCACAUGUUAACGUUGGGAGUCCUCGUCCCACCCGGGACGGGGUUCUGGGUUCUACUGGAAAAUGCGCCUCCCCCGCCCCCCAAAAUUUUGUAAGUACUCCUGUCCCCUCGUUUGUUUUUUUAAUGAAUACAGAUCAGCUGUUUGAAAUGGUUCCUUUCCUAGUUCCUGUCGCUUUCGGUGGUUUGGGGGGGGUGGGGGGGACCUAACCCCAGUACCUCUCUCUUCCCGGUCAGCGUGCUCUUUUAACUUAUUUUUUUUAACCAUCGCAGGACGCUACCCGGAGACACGGGGCCUCCGAGAGUCUCUGUGGGAAUAGUGCUUUAAAAAAAAAAAAAAAAAAAAACUAACGGGAGAGAAAAUCACUUUCUAAAGCCACUGUCUUCUGUUUUUCUAAAGCGCCUCCAGUGCAAUACAGUCCUUUCUCGGGUGUCUUUUGGCCAUUAUCUCGCUUGAUGUUCCCCAUGCCACGGCCGCCGGCUCUGACGGGCCCGUGAGCGCAGGCACUGCCACUUUCGUGUGAAUUGCGGGGCCGGAGUCCCCGGGUCGCAGUUUCCAUUCAGGGCUUCGUCCUUUCCCCCACGUGGAUGGAGCCGAAAAUUUCACCUCCGGGUGGGAGAGCAUUUUUCCCUAAAAAUAGCCCCAAACGCCAUUAAACCCUGUGGCUCUCAUGGUGGAAUCGUUCGAGGUGGUUCCAUGGCGUUUUUUGUGUUGUGUUGGGUGUUUUUUUUUUCCUCCCUAGUUAAGCCAGACCUCGAAAGGGUGACAUUUCUAAUCGGCGCGCAUUGGUGAAUCUGGUGAACCUCCUAAGGUGCCGAUGAGCCCUUACCCGCGGGGACCUUAUUUCCUGGGUUGAUAGGGCUGGCAGUGUGAAAACGCAGACGUGAUAGCGCGUCCGUAACCACGCAGAAGCUUCCAGAAGCCGCAGGGACCUGGGAUGAGGCCCUUGGAAGUGGGUGCCGCGCCUGACGGGUCAUUUCGUUUCCAAAAAGCCUCUUCCAACUUCCCAGGAUGGUUCCUGGCGCUUUGGGCAACGCCCGGUAACGCAUCGUAACUCGUUUCUCAUCAGAGGUUGGCUCGGGGAGGGACUGGCCUCGUCCGAGUCUCUGCUUCUACGUCCCCAAGUGGGGAGCUGUUUCCACAGCGAAUUGGGGGCCUCCUGUGGCUUGUCCUUGGGGAAAAGGGUGCCUCGGGGGUCGCCGAUGGGGGAGCCGUGAGCGUGUGGCCGGUUUUGUCACCACCCCAGGCCUGUAACUGCAGCCAGGUGGCCCGAAAGGGGUGAUCUGUCCCUUUCCCCGUAAAAACCGCUCCGAAAAGUUCGCUUCCCUCGGGACAUCGGGAGCCGAGCCGCCUGGUGGUUCUUUAACACCGAGGCCAGAGCCAGGAGCCACCCGCAGGCAUCGGGGACAUGGCACAGCCAGGAAUGAACGGAACCUUAUUUCUCCCUGUAAAAUCCAGGCCCCCGGAGGCGAGGACGGGGGAGGGCGCGAAGGCCCCUGUCCGCCUACGUGGGUGUUAAUUCAAUCAGUUGAGUCUAAAAUGAUUCUGUUUCCCCAACCAGCCCAAGGUUUCCCCAAAGCAAGCCACUGAGUCCCCGCCAGGGGGUCCCAGGUAGAAAGACCGAGGCGAGUUCUUGGUUCCGUGUUGCUGCUUCGACUUCAGAAAAAAAAUUAUGCGAGCUCCUUGCGCGAUUGAAAAUUUCUAUUUAAUGAAGACGUGUCUAAGCCCCACUAUUUAUUGUUUGAGGUUUGAUUUCUCCGGACAUUUAAAAAGAAUGUUUUAUGUGGGGGUGUUUUUUUGGGGGGUAACAGGCUCCCAAUCACAUCAGCGUAUUUCACAGUAACUAAAACUGUCUGGAGGUCAGGAAUCCGUGGGAUGGAGGGGUGAAUGUGCAGGUCCGCAUUGGAAUCGGAUUGUUCUAGAAGCGUCCUGGGGUCCCAUGGUGAGGAGAGAGGAACGAGUCAUUUCAGAAAGGAAAAAAAAAAAAAUCAACCGAUCGCUUUUCCCAGAAUCUUGACGGAGAUGUUCAGAAUAGCGUCAGAUUUGUCAGCGAUCCUUCACGUUUCUUUUGAAAUUUAUGAUUGCAGCCUCCGCGUAAACCUUUAUAGAAAAACCUAUCUGGCGAGUACACCAAAGAAACCAGCUCCUGAAAGAUCAUGAUCAGCCAUGAACUGCCAACCUCAUCUGUUUUUGAAACCGAGUUUCCCCCCUCCCCCACCCCACCCCCCAUGUAAAUAUUUGUGUUCAUAAAUGUACAGCAGAGCGAGAGUGGUUUUUUUGUUUUGUUUUUUAUUUUAGAUUAUUUAAUGCCCAUCUUUCUAAACUAUUGAUGACAGAAAUAAUCCUCGCUUGUGCGUCGGGACGACGUCACCGUUUUGUUCUUUGAGUCAUGUUAUCGGUCACGCUCGGGACGUGUUUCCGAGAGAGAAUCCAGUGUCCUGUGGCCGUGGCCAGGGUCCACGUGACACACGGGGGAGCGAGCGCCGUGUGUUAGGCUAAGCGACGAGAACGCCUGUGACCCCGGGGGAUUCUAACCGCCCUGCCCAAGUGCUCAGCAGCCCAGGAUAUGACCGGGAUGAGGCCCUCUGCCCCCAAAUUGAGCUUUCAUGUAACUCCUAGUGUGUUCUCUCAUACUGUAUUUUGUUCUUCCUUUGUAAUGUAAGUUUGUUUUGCUUUGGGUCAGUUUGAAUUAAAAAAAAACAAAACUUCAAUCUGGUUUUAA